AUGAAGAAGAAGAAGAAGAUCUUCUGUUACUGGCCACCUAUUGAAAAUGUGCAAGCUCUAGCUAGGAACUGUAGCCAAGUUGAUGCCUCUAGUUGGCCUUCAUACCUUGUGACUCAUGUUGCUGUAUCUUCAGAUGAUUACAACAGAGCUGAGAAGAAGAUGCUCCAAUCAGUAAACAGUCAGAGUGAAGCUUCUGAACUGGAUACUUCACAAGCAACUGAAGAUGUUGGGUGUUGGAGUCUUCGUCAACAUAGCGGGCCAACUUGCGCUGACAACAGUUCUUCGUCCAUUUCAAACACGUUACCAGCUCCUAAAGAUGGAGCACCUGUUGAGAACGUGACACCUAGACGCAGUCCCCGCUCCAAACAGCACCAUGUUGCUGCAGCGUCCGGCUCCAAAUCUUUCGCAGGAACCCGCAUUGCUCGCGAGAGCGUUGCAGCACAAGACCUUAGCUCAAAAGAUGACAAUUCUGAAAAUCUGUGUAGGAAGAAUGAACGCCUCGUGAAGUAUGAGCACAUGUAA
This is a messenger RNA of Hyalella azteca, 522 nucleotides long. RefSeq lists its product as uncharacterized. The coding region runs from base 1 to 522 and encodes 173 amino acids. NCBI's taxonomy places the organism in Eukaryota, Metazoa, Arthropoda, Malacostraca, Amphipoda, Hyalellidae. The record is from RefSeq and is a predicted model, not a curated record. The transcript is spliced from 5 exons.